AUGCAAAUUAUAGUGCAUAUCACAAACAAUGGAACAAUUAACAUGUCGGGGUUUCCAGUCUUACAAAAAUCGGGCGAGCAAUACACAACACACACCGACAAUUCAACACUCGUCAGAGCAAAUGCGCUUGUUCAAAACAUUGACGAGACGACGAAGAAAUUUUCAAAUGAGCGUCCAGCACUUCCGCAGUCGAGUGUCUCUCCAAACGACAUCACAAAACCAAGUUGGGACAGCCUGAUGAGUUCGAUUGUUUCAGUCGGAACGACUCGCUCGAACCAUCGCGCAAAGACUGAUGAGCAACGUGUGAAGAAGACUGCGGUGAUGGAAGAGUUAGUGAAUGUCAAGAAAGUUCAUCACAAAGCUCAUCGUCCCGAGAAGAAAGAAGUGAAAGAGAAGAAACAGCCGACCUUUUUACCUUCAGCCUUUUUGACUUACACUACCUUCUCUAAGUCUCAAAUCGUUUGGGAAGUCCCGGCUUCCCUUAUCAAUUCCACUUUAAUGAAGUAUUACGCUUUAAUGCCUUCUAUGAUGUUCAUCUAUGAAACAGACGUCGCCUCUUUCGGAACUUAUUGUGUCGACCCACCUCUUCUCAUCAACGGUCAAGUCUUAUUCGCAUCAAAAUUCACCGUUUUCGUUAUCGACAAGAAGAAGCGCUUCGAAAAGCGAAUUAAGAUCUCAAAAACUGAAAUCGGAAAGAUCGCAAAGGACGUCGUCAUAGCUUCCGCUAACCACUCCAUCACUGAAAUGAGUGAAGGUUUCGCCAUAUAUAUCAAGAACUUACCUCCUUAUAAAAAUGAAGAUAUUUUCUAUCAGAACACCUAUCAUUAUAUUAAGUCAAUUACUGUCGCUACCUUUUACUCGUAG
Messenger RNA from Entamoeba invadens IP1, 864 nucleotides. RefSeq lists its product as hypothetical. Lineage: Eukaryota; Evosea; Mastigamoebida; Endamoebidae. The transcript has a single exon. The record is from RefSeq and is a predicted model, not a curated record. The coding region runs from base 1 to 864 and encodes 287 amino acids.